Molecule: messenger RNA, 654 nt
Organism: Cuscuta campestris
Lineage: Eukaryota; Viridiplantae; Streptophyta; Magnoliopsida; Solanales; Convolvulaceae
Source: the annotation of a GenBank genome assembly
AUAAAUCCAUACUCCAAUCCGACCAACAUCCCUAAGAUUUUGCAGACUUCUCCUCUUUUUGGACUAAUCCACAUUUCACUCGCUCAGAAGCGCGAGGUCUGAUCUGGAAUCGGAGUGCUGCGAGAAUGGCGGCGAAGAUGAUGAGGAAGGAGGCAGCUGUGGUGCAGGGGAACGUGACGGAAGCAAAGCCGGAGGAAGCCGCUGCGGCGGCGGCGGUGGCGGCGAAGUCGAAUGAAGUGGUGUUCGCGAAAUGCGAGUGCUGUGGAAUGACGGAGGAGUGCACGGAGUCGUACGUGGCAAAGGUCCGGGAGAAGAACCAGGGGCGGUGGAUUUGCGGGCUGUGCGCGGAGGCGGUGAAGGACGCGAUGGUGAGGUCGGAGCGGCGUAUCGGCAACGAAGACGCUUUGAACCGUCACAUGUCAUUCUAAUAUCUAAUCUCUUUUAUUCAAUUCUUGGUCAGAUCAUCCAUUAUCGAUGUCCUCCUUCAAUUUAAGUAAAUCAAUUAAAAAGUAGGUCAAACUUUGUACGGAGUCUAUGAAUUUCUAAAUCCUUCAAUUUUUUAAAGUUUAAAAAAAUCUUAGAAAAUCCGGAUUGAAUACACCCUCCUAAAAUAAGAAUAAAACAUUAAAAAUGUACUAAAAUUUAAGUUCUAUG